CUAAAUUGAAUAGAUAGUUCUCUAUUUCAGAAUAAGAAAUACUAAGACCAUAUAAAUAUAAAUUAGAUGGAGUCUCAUUGUCCAUCUCACCAAUACCUACAAUGUUUCAACAGAAAGAAGGCGCAUUGCUUAAAAUUAUAUGAAAACAAGCAUUGAACACUAAUUGUAAAGAAAUGCAACGCAACCCAUGAAUAAUGAACACCCAACUCUUGCAGCCACAGAAUCCGGCGUUCCAGCCGGAAUGGGCUUCCGAAGAUAUAUGUAUAAUCUUCUUCAAAUGUGUUAGAUGGCAAGUAGAAGAAACAUUAGAUCCAAUUAAUUGCCCAUAUCAUUAUUUCUGCGACAGCACUUAUCCUGGAAAUUAUCCCGCUUAUGUAGACAUUCUGGUUUUCUUGUUUGCAGCUGCUUCAUACCUGACAACACUAGUUAUUAUGGUAAUAGAUAUAUUAAGAAAAGAUGGGACUUCCAUUAGCCGUUCAAAGAGAUUCUUGCUACCAUCAGGUCCGGUUUCUCUUCCGGUCAUCCUUUUAAUGUUGUCUAAGGGUUACAGGAUCAAUACUGCAUUUCCUCUUACUUGUAUUGGUCCUGCAAUCCUUCAAAUGCUUUACAUAUCUGCUCUCGCUUUCGAUAAUGGUGUUGAUAGAGAUAUCAAGUAUGCUAUUUAUGAAGCAUCAACAAUUUCUGGAAUUCUACAUGCAAGUCUUUACCUGGAUUCCAUUAUAUUGCCUUACUAUACAGGUUUCGAUGCUCUUGUUUCAUCUACAUUUUCCGGUGAGUGUGAUUCCUGUGUGUGCAGAAAAGAGGUCAUGGUUGUGGGUGGAAGGCUAGUCAAUUAUCGGGGAUGGUCGGUAACUGCAUUUUUCGUCGUGGCCGUUCUGUGUUUGAGGAUUAUACAGAGAAUGAUGGGAGAGAACAGAAGUAAAAGCUCUAUUAUCACAAUCAAGUUCAUGUUGGAAACCUUAGGUUGGAUUUGGAUUACAGCGGACUGUGUCUAUCUAAUAGGAAAGAAUCCGGCAGAGCAAUCUCCAUUACAAAUUGCCGGUUUCGUAGGGGUACUUGUAUUGAUUUGCCUUCAUCUGAUCAAGAAGAUGUCCUCUCAUAUUACGAGAUGGAAUUUAGUACACGAAAAAUUAGAUGGCUAGAGCUUUGCAUCAACCAUGAGAAGAAAAAAAAAAAAAAAAGCUCAAGACCUGCAAAGGAGAUCUCUGACUACGUACAGGAAAAUCCAAUGUAUAUUAUUCUUUUUCCUUUCUUAAAUCUUUACGACAUUA
Messenger RNA from Jatropha curcas, 1271 nucleotides. RefSeq lists its product as uncharacterized. The record is from RefSeq and is a predicted model, not a curated record. NCBI's taxonomy places the organism in Eukaryota, Viridiplantae, Streptophyta, Magnoliopsida, Malpighiales, Euphorbiaceae.